Messenger RNA from Bombus impatiens (common eastern bumble bee), 3439 nucleotides. RefSeq names its product N-alpha-acetyltransferase 25, NatB auxiliary subunit (gene psidin). Gene Ontology annotation, molecular function: protein binding; protein-N-terminal amino-acid acetyltransferase activity. Lineage: Eukaryota; Metazoa; Arthropoda; Insecta; Hymenoptera; Apidae. Bases 93 to 2810 code for a protein of 905 amino acids. Gene Ontology annotation, biological process: N-terminal peptidyl-methionine acetylation. Gene Ontology annotation, cellular component: cytoplasm; NatB complex. The record is from RefSeq and is a predicted model, not a curated record. The transcript is spliced from 10 exons.
AAAAAUCAAUGCAAAUGUGCCUUAUGACACGAACAUGUCAUGGACGAAGGAAAACUUUGGUUUGUUGAUUUAAAAUUACUGCAAAAAAUAUCAUGGCGUCUAAGACCCGUGCGGACAAUAUUGUUAAUGAGCGCCGUUUACGUCCGAUAUAUGAUUGGUUGGAUAACGGAAAUAAUAAGAAAGCUCUUCAAGAAGCAGAUAAAGUGCUUAAGAAACAGCCAAGCAAUCAAUGUGCUAGGGUACUCAAAGCUUUGGCUUUAUUACGACUUGGUAAAGAAAAUGAAUCUCAAAUUAUUAUGGAUAAAGUACGUUCUGAGAUUCCCUGUGAGGACUGUACUCUACAGGUCAUGAGCAUUUGCUAUAGAGAAAGACACCAACCUGAUAAAAUUAGCGAAGUGUACGAAGCUGCAGUUAAAGUAGAUCCUGGCAAUGAAGAAUUAUUAACACAUCUCUUUAUGUCCUAUGUUCGUCUUGGAGAUUAUAAAAAACAGCAACAAACAGCACUUGCCUUAUAUAAACUAAAACCAAAAAAUCCUUACUACUUCUGGGCUGUGAUGAGCAUAGUUAUGCAAGCUCUACAUUCAGAUGAAAAGUUAGCAAAAGGAGUUACUUUACCUUUAGCGGAAAGAAUGGUAUUAAAAUUAAUCAAAGAAGGAAAAAUGGAAGCAGAACAAGAAGUGCAACUUUACUUAAUGAUAUUAGAACUUCAAGGUAAAAAUGAAGAAAUGUUAAAUGUUUUAUCAGGGCCAUUAGCUACACAUCUUUCGUCUGUUUCACAACACAAAGCAGCACUUUUAUUAAGAUUGGAACGUUUUUCUGAAGCAGUUAAUGCAUAUAAGCAACUCAUCAGUGAAAAUGUUGACAAUUGGGCAUAUUACCAAGACUAUCUUCUUGCGGCUCUUAAAUUUCAAAAGCCAGAAGAAUGUUUAAAUUUCCUUAAUAAGAUCAUAACCACAUUAGAGAAAACAUGUAGAGCUCCUUACCUUGCAAAAUUUGAAUUAUUAAAGCUUACUCAGAAUGGUGAAAUUAUUGAAAAUGUUACCGAACCAAUUGACUUAAUGUAUCAGUAUUUUUCACAAUUUGGAGAAAAAAGUUGUGUAGUUGGGGAUUUACGUUUAUACUUACAUUUAUUAACACCUAUGGGCAAGCAACAGUUGAUUCAAAAGAUAGAAGAAAGUGUCGGUGUCAAACCUGAUGGAUUCCCAACUAAUUUGAAGCAAUUGCAGAGACACAUUCAUUUAGAACAAUUGCGUCGUAUUUGUGGUUUUCAUCAUCCUCCAAAUAUUGAUAUAAAUAAGCAAAAACAAUUGGUAGAACGAUUAUGUAAAUUAUAUAAGAAGGGUAAUGAAUUAUGUCCAAUCCAAGAUAGAUUACCAACAGACUUUUGUCCAGCAGAUUCUUAUAUUCUUCUAGCAACGCACUUAUUGCAUGAAUUAUGGUGCAAUACAAAUGACGCAGCGUAUCUUUAUAGGGCAAUGGAAUUAUUAGAACGUGGUUUAUUAUCAAGUCCGGCUAAUUUUUAUAUAAAAAUUCUACUAAUACGAAUUUAUUUGGAAGCAGGACUAGUAGGUGCAGCUGAUCAUGUUUUUACAUUGUUGGAUGUUAAACAUAUUCAGUUAGAUUCAUUGGGUUAUUUACAUGCACCAUUACUUGCUCCACUUGGCCAUCUUACAUUAGCUACCAUAACUUUAGAUCAUACUACUAAAUUUUUUAUUGCAAAUUACAAAGAUAGCGCAGAUCAUUUAACGUUUGCCUAUAAAUACGGAAGUUUUGUAAAGAUUCAAGAAUUUGUGGAGUUAAAAGAACGUUUGGAAAAUUCUUUUCACUUUGUUAUGACUACUGUAGAUAAGAUGCUUUUGGAAUUAGGUUGGUGCAGUAGUUCCACAUCUUUAAUUUCUGCUUUAGAUAAUAUGGAUAUACAACUAAUCGAGGAUUCUGUUCGAUUGAAUUCUUUACGAGAUAAUCGUGAUUUGGAGGUUGUUCCUGGAUGGGAACCACUUACGGAAAACGGAGAGGAUAUUAGAAUGCAAGAAGAAACACGCAUAUGUAUGUUAAGAUUACUAGCAGUGCGAGAUUUAAUAUUAAAAAUUUUAGCAGCAUGUCUAGCACCUGACAGUUCCUCUCUUCUUAUUCGAUUUUCUAAUGAACUGAAACAGCUGGAUAAUGAACAAAUUCCUUCGAUUCUUCAAAAAUUUGAAUUAGAGGGGAGAAAGAAUAGAUCAUGUAAAAUGUUAGUUCCUAUGGAUGCAGUCGAAAGGUUAUGCGAAGCUCAUUACUCCGAACAAUUGAAGACAAUCGCCCGACUUGCAGAAUCGCUUGCUCAGUCACGUUAUCCUGAUUUUGAAUGUAUUCAGAUGUUGCGAGUUUCACCAUGCCUCCAGACAAUAGAUAUCCCUGAGAAGAGAAUUCCAAUGUCUUUCAAGCAUUUUUUACUGAGAGCGUCAACGUGUAGCGAAACUCUCGCAAUUAUUAGUGCCAUAUGUACUCUGCGUGCAACACAAUUACAACCUAAGACUUCGCAAAAGAAGAAUAAGAAAAAAUGUAAUAAACAAAUAACAUCUAUUUCAUUAAAUGAUAAUGAUCAUAGUUGGAAGGAAAUAGUAAUGGUACUUGAAGAGAGGAUUCAAAAUUUAGAUUUGGUACUAACAGAAUUUGAAAAAUACCAGUUACAUACUGGACUGAGUAAUGACGAAGAAGAUUUGUGUGCUAUAAUAAUUAAAUAUGGUCAAGAUAGUUUAGGACAAAGUUGCAGAUCAUUAAAAUCUCGAGUUCAAAGUACACUAAAACUUCUAAGCAGUUUAAAAAGCUGAAAUUGUAAGAAAAUUCUUGUACAAAGAAUAUCCAUCCAGCUAUUCAUUGAUUUCUAAAACCAGUUCAUUUAUUGUGUACAUAGUUAUUAGACUUAAUCAAUUAUAAAUACCGACUGAAUUGUUUAUUGGAAAUCAACUCUUCAAAUUGUUUUAAUUUCGCACUAAAUUCAUAAAGAAUUAUUAAUUUAGAAAUAUUUCAUCAGCACAAAUUUUGAUAUAUUCAUGUUGAUGUGGAAUACACUGCCGUCUUAUGUAAAUUAUGUAUUUUUAAAAUAAGUAAACAGUAUAUUUGACAAAAAAACAUUAAAUUAAUAAAACUUGGUUAAAUUUAAAUUCUGUUAUCCUUGGAUAACAGAAUAUUGAAGUGUUUUCUAAUUGGUUAUCAUUAUCUUUAUUUAUAAUCAUUUAAAAAUUGGUGUAUAAUUUUUUUAUUGUUUUAGAAGUUAUUGAAAUUAAAAUGCAAUUGUUUAUUAUUUUCAUAUAAAUUUUUAACUUAUAUAUAUUAAGUACGUGUUUACAUAGAGGUGUGUAUAAAUUCUUAUAUGUGAAAAAUAUAAAGUUGAAAUUAACUAAUUUAAAAAGAUGUUACUCUAGAGUAAAAUAGUUUUUCCCUAAUAUCAAAGUUUUUU